This is a messenger RNA of Emiliania huxleyi CCMP1516, 405 nucleotides long. RefSeq lists its product as hypothetical. The coding region runs from base 1 to 405 and encodes 134 amino acids. Lineage: Eukaryota; Haptophyta; Isochrysidales; Noelaerhabdaceae. The transcript has 3 exons. The record is from RefSeq and is a predicted model, not a curated record.
AUGUCGCCUCCGCCUCUCGUGUACGAGCGGUACGCCAAGCUCGUCUCGAGAGGCGCGCCCGACUCGGUCGACUUCCUCAACGGCCAGCACGGCCACGGCUCCCGUCCGCCGCUCACCGCGCUGUUGGUCCGGUCACCGCGCGCCCGUCUCACGCAGGCGGACACGGCAACGUGGCAUAUCGCCUCGGAGGUUGGCGCGGGCCUCGUAUUCGUCGCCGCCGCCUCCAUCGCCCACCACCCCAACACCGUCCCUCGCUCCGCUUGGAUGCUCGCCAAGCUCAACGCCGGCGCAGUCUCGCUCGAGGCGUGGCCCGACUUUGAGAUUGUCACCGAGGGGCCAAAUACGGAGGAGGAGCCCUUCCUGCUCGAGGAGAUCGGGGGAUUCCCACUCCAGUGUCGUCUCUAA